GACGAAAAGAAGAGAAUAAUUUGAAGGGUGAAGAAAGGAGAUAGAAAGAGAUAGAAGAAGAAGAAGACGAAGAAGAAGAAAAUGGGCUGCAACACGAGCAAGGAAAGCGUCCAGCCAGCUGCGGAGGAAGCGAAGGAGGAUGUCAAGAAUGGAGAUAUUCCAAAAGUAAACGACACUGAAAACAGUUCGAAAGAAACAAAAGCGGAGGAAACUUCGAAGGGAGAUAAGUCCGAAGAUAAGAAGGAGGAGGAUAGUGAAAAAGUAGAAGAGAAAGAAGAAGACGUUUCGGAUCAACAUAAGGUCGAAGCUGCAACAAGGAUACAAGCAGCAUUUCGCGGACAUCACGCGAGAAAGAGUAUGAAAGAGACUGAUACCUCGAAACAACAAACGGGGACCAACAAAUCAGAAUCCGAGCCGACCAAGGAAGAAUUGCAACAGGAAUUCCGUGCCGACGAUAAAGAACUCUGCGACGCAGCAACAAAGAUACAAGCAUCUUUCCGUGGCCACAUGUCGAGAAAGGAACAAGCCGCUUCAGCUCUCGUCAAGUCGGCGGGAGAAAUCGUUGAAAAUGCUGCUUCCAAAAUAGAAAAAAAGGUUGAAGAUGCUGUGAACGAAUUAGAGGGUAUAGAUCUAACGGAUCCGGAUUUGCACAAGGCAGCGACAAAAAUCCAAGCGAGCUUCCGAGGUCAUAAGGUUCGCCAAGAGGUUUCCGUUGCUCCAACCACCGAAGCCGAGGAUAAGAAAUAAGAUGGCGGCCGGGCGUGUCGGCCAUCUUGGGAAGAGGACCGAAAGUGAUUUUUUCGUAUAUUCCCAGGGAGCGACGAAGGCAGCUAGUUUCUUGA
Vespula pensylvanica (western yellowjacket) is the source of this 842-nucleotide messenger RNA. RefSeq names its product neuromodulin (gene igl). Lineage: Eukaryota; Metazoa; Arthropoda; Insecta; Hymenoptera; Vespidae. Bases 82 to 747 code for a protein of 221 amino acids. The transcript has 4 exons. The record is from RefSeq and is a predicted model, not a curated record. Gene Ontology annotation, molecular function: calmodulin binding.